AUGUUAUUAUUUUAUUUUUCAAAUAUUUUUUUCCUAUAUUUCUUGGACAUUUUGUUUGUCGCUCAUGUUGUUUAUUUAUUUCUGGUUGUUCUUCUGUAUUUUUCUUCAUAUUUUUUUUUAUUCUUGAAUUUAUUUUCUUUAUUCCGUAUUUUUGUCCGCGGUUUCUUCAGUGUUUUCCUUUCUUUCUAUUUUUAUUCUAUACUCUUCUUUUAUUUUUACGUUACUUUUUUCCAUAUAUCUUCUUUGAUCACAUCUUCUUUCCUUCUUUUCCUUAAUUUCAUUUUUCUGCUUUUAUCCAUUAACUUCUGUAUUUCUAUCUUCGUUUUCUUUACUUUCCAAGUAUUUUAUUUUUGUUUUUCUUCCAUUCGCUUUCUUUUUCAUUUUUUUUUAUUUUACAUUCCUUUUUUUCUUCACUUUCCUCUUUUUUCUCCUUUUACACUUUUUCGUCUUAUUUCUACUUUUCUUAAAUCUUCGCUUCCUUUUUCUUCUUUUUUUCUUCACUUUCCUCUUUUUUUCUGCUUUUUCCAUUUUCUUCUUUAUUUUUGUCUUAUUUUCUUUAAUUUCCAUGAAUUUCUGUUUGUCUUCCCUUCGCUUUCUUUUUCUUCUUUUUUCUUCUUCAUUCCUUCUUUUCUUCACUUUCCUCUUUUUUCUGUUUUUAUCCUUUUUCAUCUGAAUUUCCCUCUUUUCUUUAUUUUCCAAGUUUUUCUAUUUUUCUUCCAUUCACUUCAUUUUUCUUCUUUUUUUCUUUUACAUUCCUUUUUCUUCUCUUUCUCCAAUUUUCCCCUUUUCCAUCCUUCUUUUUCUUCUGAUUCCCUUUUUUUAUCUGCUUCAGCUUUUCCCUUUCUAUCCAUUUUCUACACUUUAAUACAUUUUUUUAUUUAUUUCUCUCUGUUUUCUCCCACCCAGCACCGUUUUAUUAGCAGAUUCUCUCCAGUCCUCCUAUUCAUAUCUAUCUAUCUAUCUAUCUAUCUAUCUAUCUAUCUAUCUAUGUAA
Messenger RNA from Acanthosepion pharaonis, 993 nucleotides. The record is from the annotation of a GenBank genome assembly. NCBI's taxonomy places the organism in Eukaryota, Metazoa, Mollusca, Cephalopoda, Sepiida, Sepiidae.